AUGGAAAGUAACCAUCAGUAUGCUGAUAGAAAGUACUGGGACGAGCGGUUUGCCGAAGAGAAGCACUUUGAAUGGUUGGCAGAUUUUGAUGCCUUUAAACAUCUAAUAAUACCAAAAUUAUCUACGGAGUCUAGAAUAUUACAUAUCGGAUGUGGUACAAGUCAGUUGUCGAUGCAGUUGUUUGAAAUGGGUUUUACGAAUAUUACGAAUGUAGAUUUUUCUCAGGUGUUAGUAGAUACUGGUCGUGUUGCUCAUCCGGAAAUGGAGUGGAUUUGUGACGAUAUUCGGUCGUUAGGCAAGAUCCCUUCGUCCUCCUUUGAUGUCGUUCUGGAGAAAGCCACUCUGGAAGCACUGCUUGUCAAGGAAAAGAGUUCAUGGAGUCCUUCGGAUGAUGCUCUGAAGACUGUCGAUGAUGUGUUGGAAUCUGUGGCUAGAGUUCUAAAAAAAGAUGGUGUUUUUAUCUCCAUAUCAUUUACACAGCCUCACUUUCGCGUGCCUGCCCUUCUUCGAUAUCCCGGCUGGUCUAUAUCGGUCAACGAAUUCGGCGACUUCUUUCACUACUUCGUCUUCACCAUGAAGUGCGGCGAAGAAGCUUCUCAGGAAAUAUAUGAUCGCUUUGCUCGGAUCGCUCCGGAAUGGAGUAGACCGCUAACAGUCACUGAAUGA
This is a messenger RNA of Haemonchus placei, 666 nucleotides long. Lineage: Eukaryota; Metazoa; Nematoda; Chromadorea; Rhabditida; Trichostrongylidae. The record is from the annotation of a GenBank genome assembly.